ACCCUAAGUAACCAGCUGUUGGUGAAAUGUGGAUUGUAAACAACUGAUGAGAACGUUGCAGCUGAAUUAUCCUGCUAAUAAUAAAUAAUAAUUACUAAUUAUGUUUAAUUCCAGGUUGAUUAAAGUAGUGGAGACAAAUUACGCCAAGCGAUUUGUUGGCACAUUACAGCUUAAAUCACAAUACGAUGCUGUUAUUAUUGGAGCUGGGCACAAUGGACUUGUAUCUGCUGCAUAUCUUCAAAAAUCUGGAUUGGAUGUUUGUAUAUUAGAACGAAGACAUGUUAUAGGUGGUGCUGCUGUUACAGAGGAGAUAAUUCCAGGUUUUAAGUUUUCAAGGGCCUCAUAUCUGCUCAGUCUCAUAAGACCUCAAAUAAUGAAGGAUUUGGAGUUGAAGAAAUAUGGGCUUAAAAUCUAUUUACGUAAUCCAAGCUCUUAUACACCUUUACUGGAGCCUGCUGGCUUGAAUGGAAAAGCUACAUCUUUGACUAUCAGUAGAGAUUCUAAGAAAACUGCAGAAGAAAUAGCUAAAUUUUCUCUUAAAGAUGCAAAGGCAUUUGGUGAUUAUGAGAAGCAGCUGGACAGAAUAGUGUCUGCCCUUGACCCACUAUUAGAUAACCCACCAGUGCCUAUUUCAAACAAAGGAUUAUCGUUGAAAGAAAAGUGGACUGGAUUUAAAUCUGCCUUAGCUUUAGGAUCUUCAUUAAAAUCAAUUGGCAGUGAUUUACCAGCAUUUUAUGAGCUGAUGACUGCGCCUGCUUCAAAGAUAUUGAAUAAAUGGUUUGAGUCUGAGCCACUGAAGGCAACACUGGCCACAGAUAGUGUUAUUGGUGCUAUGAUAAGUCCAUUGCAUCCUGGGAGUGGGUAUGUUCUGUUGCACCAUGUGAUGGGUGAAUUAGAGGGGAUAAAGGGAGCAUGGGCUUAUGUUGAAGGUGGAAUGGGAGGGGUGUCUCAAGCAAUUGCUAAUUGUGCUGUAGAUCACGGAGCUUCAGUGUUUUGUAACAAGCAAGUGUCUUCUAUUAUUAUGGAGAAAAAUGUUGCUAAAGGGGUUGUAUUAUCCGAUGGAACGGAAAUUAAAGCUAAGAUUGUUCUGUCCAAUGCGACUUCAAAAGUUACAUACUUGGAUCUUCUGCCAAAGGAGUCAUUACCAGAAGAAAUUUUAAGAGAUCUAAAAAAUGUUGAUUUCACAUCUCCUGUCACAAAAAUAAAUGUUGCUGUUGAUAGAAUCCCAAACUUCAGAGCAGAUCCUAAUCGGCGAGAAAAUGAGCCAAUGGUUCACCACAGAUGCUCUAUACAUAUUAACUGUGAGAACAGUCAGCUUAUCCACGAUUCUUAUGUUGAAGCUCAGCAAGGCAAAAUCACCAAACGCCCAAUGGUAGAAAUGGUGAUACCUUCAAGCUUGGACCCAACACUGUGCCCCAGUGGUAAACAUGUGGUCCUACUGUUCACACAGUUCACUCCCUACCAUUUAGCUGAUGGAGAAUGGACUGAGGAAAAGAAAAACCAGUAUGCUGAUCUGGUAUUCAGCAACAUUGAAGAGUAUGCUCCAGGCUUCAUAAAUUCUGUAGUAGGAAGAGAUAUCUUAACACCACCAGACCUAGAAAAGACCUUUGGUCUCACUGGAGGGAAUAUCUUUCAUGGAGCAUUGUCCCUGGAUCAGUUGUACUUCUCUCGUCCUUCCAUCAAUUUAUCUAAUUAUAAAUGCCCAAUUAAUGGACUCUAUCUCUGUGGAAGCAGCUCUCAUCCAGGUGGAGGUGUUAUGGGAGCUCCUGGAAGAUUGGCAGCUCUAGCAGCACUAAAAGAAUUUAAAAGAUCAUAAUUGUUUACUACCGGUCAUUUAUUUAUAAACCACAUUUAAGCAGCUUUUUCUUGUCAAACUAUAUUAAUAAUUACAUAUUUCUUUCACUAAAAUAAUUUCUGUUCUUUGUUUUGUUUAAAUAACUAAUUUUUGUAAUAAAGAUAUAUAAUUUCAAUUUAUCUCAAAAU
Molecule: messenger RNA, 1983 nt
Organism: Physella acuta
Lineage: Eukaryota; Metazoa; Mollusca; Gastropoda; Physidae
Product: pyridine nucleotide-disulfide oxidoreductase domain-containing protein 2
Molecular function (GO): oxidoreductase activity
Source: RefSeq, a predicted model, not a curated record